GGUGCCUAAUUAUGGGCAUCUGGCAGUGUCGGUGGUGGUGGCAGGCGGGCGGCCGGCCCCCUCCCCGAGGCCGGGGACUUGAGGGGCACAGGCAGCAGGCGCCAUGGCCUCGCUUGGCUCGGCCUCUGCGUACCGUGCUGAGCGCAUGGGUGCCUACGGCCAGGGGCAUGGCGAGCCCCGCUUCGAGGGCGACCGGCAGCAUGGCCCUUUCGGGGUGCGGGCACAUGAGGCCUUUGGGUACCCAGGGUCCCCGGGCGCCAUGUGCCCCUGCAGCCUGGGCACCUGGGUGCGUGCCCAGGGUGACAUCUACCAGGUGGUGGCCGACGUCAGCCAGUUUGAGCCCCCUGACAUUGUGGUGACCACCUCCAACUGCCACGUCACCAUCCAGGCUGAGAAGGUGGCCGAAGAUGGCACCAUCUGUGACACCUUCACCCACAAGUGCCAGCUACCUGAGGACACGGACCCACUGUCGGUGAGCUGUGCCCUCACUGAGGCCGGCACGCUGGUCAUCACCGCCCGCCGCCGUGCCGGCAUCUGCCCCGGCGAGGCCCCGCAGCCUCUGUACCGUAGCGAGGCCGUGCUGUGACCCAGCACCGGGUAAAGACAGGCUUCUUGCCCCAAGUGAUGCCAAUCCUGGUGCCGUGGCAAGGCUCGGCUGGUGCCCGCUGGCAGUGCUCCCUCCCACCUCCAGUCCCUCGGCACUCUGGCUCUGUUUAUAAAGUGCUUUUAUUAAAUUAAU
Phalacrocorax carbo (great cormorant) is the source of this 739-nucleotide messenger RNA. The record is from RefSeq and is a predicted model, not a curated record. NCBI's taxonomy places the organism in Eukaryota, Metazoa, Chordata, Aves, Suliformes, Phalacrocoracidae.